ACAAAUACAGGUCUGGGCUGCAAAAGCAUGGCAGCUGUUGAGGCUGCCGUGGUGCCGUCGUCUUCUUUGGAAAGAGACACAGCCCCAGUCCCUCGAACUGCAGGAACAGCUGCAGCAACGGCCGCCACGUCGUCAGCGACAGCUGCAGCGGCGGCCGUCGCGGCAGCGGCCAGGACUGGAUCUGAAGCCAGGGUCUCCAAGGCCGCUAUGGCUACUAAGCUGCUGUCCCUGAGCGGCGUGUUCGCGGUGCACAAGCCCAAAGGGCCCACUUCAGCCGAGCUGCUGAAUCGGCUGAAGGAGAAGCUGCUGGCAGAAGCUGGAAUGCCUUCUCCAGAAUGGACCAAGAGGAAAAAGCAGACUUUGAAAAUUGGCCAUGGAGGGACUCUAGACAGUGCAGCCCGAGGAGUUCUGGUGGUUGGAAUUGGAAGGGGAACCAAACUGUUGACCAGCAUGUUGUCAGGGUCCAAGAGGUACAUUGCCAUUGGAGAGCUGGGGAAAGCCACUGACACGCUAGAUUCUACAGGGAGAAUAACAGAAGAAAAACCUUACGAUAAAAUAACACAAGAAGAUAUUGAAGGCAUUUUACAGAAAUUUACUGGGAAUAUAAUGCAGGUACCUCCCCUCUAUUCUGCAUUAAAGAAAGAUGGACAGAGACUUUCAACUUUGAUGAAGAGAGGUGAAGUAGUAGAAGCAAAGCCUGCCAGGCCAGUUACUGUGUACAGUCUCUCCCUUCAAAAAUUCCAGCCACCAUUUUUCACAUUAGAUGUUGAAUGUGGAGGAGGUUUUUAUAUCAGAAGCUUGGUCAGUGACAUUGGCAAAGAACUCUCUUCCUGUGCCAAUGUGCUUGAGCUGACUCGAACCAAACAGGGACCAUUUACACUAGAAGAGCAUGCCCUUCCCGAAGACAAAUGGACAAUUGAUGACAUUGCACAGUCUCUUGAGCAUUGCUCAUCUCUUCUCCCAGCAGAGUUGGCACUUAAGAAAUCAAAACCCGAGGAGUCUAAUGAACAAGUUUUGAGCUGUGAAUAUAUAACUCUAAAUGAGACAAAGAGAGAAGAUGAUGUAAUUAAGUCGUGUUAAGAUUGGCUUGGGUCAUUAUUUUUUGGUUGACAUUUGAAUCCUGUGUGCAGAACGACAAGCUCCGUGCAAAAGGCAAACGACUCUUCCUCUUUUUUUGUCUUUUUUUUUUUUCUUGGCAUGAAGAAAAAGGUCUACCAUUUCCAGUUUCUUUAGUGUACAGUUUACCUGCUAUCCAUUAUAAACAGCCUUGCAGUUGUUCAAUUCUUUGCCAUACUAUGGAAUGUUCUUUUCUGAUGUUAUUAUGUUGUUAGAUUGGAUUCAGGAACAUCAACUUUCUGAUUUUGAUCUUUCUUCAAAAUCUUUUCCUGUGAAAAAGCUGAACACUUUUUCUAAUCAAAGAAAAAAGAAAUAUGAGCUACAUGUUUCUUUGGUGUCACAAAAGUGAAUGUAAGUUAGUGUUACUUUGACUUUAUUUUGGCUUCCUGGUCUCUCUAUUGUAUUGAAAUUCUCUCUGUUUGAAAAGGUCAUUAUUUAACUUUCUUAUGUUUAUGAUUAUUAAGCACAUUCUUUGAUAAGGGUGCAUUUAUUUGGUAAUAGCUCUGUUUGUUUAGAUCUCGGACACUAAUAAACUUUUAUAAUAAAUAUUUGUAAUUGAACCAAAUUAUUGCUGCUACCACUAAAGGGAUGUAAAUGGAAGACUAAAUUUUAAAUUCACCUCCACUCUCCAUUAGCGCAAAGGACAGUCCAGUGGCUUAUAUUUUGGCAGUCAUAAGAUUUUUUUCCUGAUAUUUUCAACACAGUCGACCACCCUGUACCAAAUUACUAUUUAACAUAAUUUUUCAAAAGUAAGCUAAAGAAUGUAUCUUCAAUUAAAAAUUCCUUUUUUUCUAUAGUAUUUAUACCUUUUUAUAGCGCAUUAAUCCCAAUGACAUUGUUUUUUUAGUUUGCUCUUUCAAAUGCUAUUUAUAGACCUUGUGAUAGCUGCCCUGCAUUUCCAGCUAAUUUCUUCUGCUCUAAAUAUUUAAAAACAGUUGCUCUCAAAUAUUUUCAUUCAAACAGCCUACUGAAAGUUUCCUAUCCCUCUUUAACAUAAUUUUGAAAGUAUAAUCACAUUACAAAAUAAGUUUCAUAUAUAAUGAGUGUUUCAUAUUUUUGUUAUGGGAAACUAAUAUGUUAGGCUGCUUCUAUGUAUUGAAAUGGUACACAGGUUUAGGGUAUGUCUUCAUGCAUUGCCAGCUAAGGUCCAAACAGAGGAAUAUUUAGGUUUUAGAAAACAACUGGGGCAUUUCUGGUCUAUUUCUCAACUUAAAAAUUGACAUGUAUAAUUUACUAAUGGGGAAGAGAAGAGAUUAUUUGAAAAGACAAGUGACUUUUUAAAACGGUAACCAAUCUUUUUCUUUCAUAUUGAAAACAUGGAGGAAAAUUUUGCCAAAUGGAAAAAUUACCCAUAAAUCUUAUCAUCCUGAUCCAGUGACUUCAGAAUUUUAAUUUUAUGUUACUAUUUUUUCUUCUUUUGUCUACAUGAUUGCAGUCUUAAGACACCUGUACUUUUCAGUGGACUAUUUUUUCAUUUCAUAUUAUCCGAUGUAGUUAGUUUUGAUAAUGAUUUUAAUAUUACUUCGUAUUGUUUAUCUAAACCAUUUCCUUAUUGCUGAACAAUUAUUUCCAAUUUUAUUAGGAUAAACUCCUGCGACUGGGAUUAUUAAGUGGAAUAAUAUGAACAAUUUUAUAGUUCUUAAUAUGUUUGCCUUAUUGCUUUCCUAAAGAAUUGUACCAUUUUACAGUGUCACCAUUUGAGUAUUAUCAGUUCACUAAGUUUACAACUUUGAGUGGGGGUUUUAUAGUUGUUGCUAAUUUAAUAAGUGUAAGGGAGUUCAGAACUGCUCUGUUAAUUGCUUUUGUGUAACUUUUCCGUAUACUUUGUUUAUUUAUAUAAAUAAAUGUC
This is a messenger RNA of Rhinolophus ferrumequinum (greater horseshoe bat), 2965 nucleotides long. RefSeq names its product TruB pseudouridine synthase family member 1 (gene TRUB1). The record is from RefSeq and is a predicted model, not a curated record. Gene Ontology annotation, cellular component: mitochondrion. Gene Ontology annotation, biological process: mRNA pseudouridine synthesis; tRNA modification. NCBI's taxonomy places the organism in Eukaryota, Metazoa, Chordata, Mammalia, Chiroptera, Rhinolophidae. Gene Ontology annotation, molecular function: RNA binding; pseudouridine synthase activity. Bases 28 to 1080 code for a protein of 350 amino acids. The transcript is spliced from 8 exons.